This is a messenger RNA of Penaeus monodon (black tiger shrimp), 1402 nucleotides long. RefSeq lists its product as uncharacterized. The record is from RefSeq and is a predicted model, not a curated record. The transcript is spliced from 3 exons. Bases 447 to 1220 code for a protein of 257 amino acids. Lineage: Eukaryota; Metazoa; Arthropoda; Malacostraca; Decapoda; Penaeidae. Gene Ontology annotation, biological process: signal transduction.
CUUUGAGCCAUGAUCAUUCCCCAUGGGAUUAGUUGGUAUCGUAGUCAGUGUUGCCUAUCCUUAUAAAGAAAAAAAGAAAAGAAAAAAAGUAGUUUGGUCGGCCGUCAGCAAAACGUUUUGCAAAGCAACGAUCGGAGGGAGGUUCAGCCGCCACGUACGCGCCAGUUAGGAGGAUAUCUUGGGCGAGAGCAGUAAUGGUUGAGGUGUUAUCCAAUUUUUUUGACACAACUCGUAGAUUUACUAAGAUGGUCGUUGUACUUCGACAUGAGUGUCAAGUAAAGUGAUCUGCACAGUGAGAUCCCUUGUUUGGACAUAACUUACAGUUUUGCAAUUACCAAGAGCGAUUGUUGUGCUUGACUAGAGCUACGUCGGAAAAUCAGGCAGUGAACCCAAAGGGUUGCAAGGGAAGGGAUAUAAGUGUAACCAAGAGUGUCGACAGCCUUCUGAUGAAACUGUUGUCCACCUUGAUGCGCUCAUCACACCCUUGCUUUCGGAAGAUCGCCAAAGUGCUGGGGAAAUGCUUCCUGAAGCAGAACGCCUCUCCCGACAUAGACACCAAGUACACGCUGGUUGUCCCCCGUACAGUCGAGGUUCAGUCGCUUCACGAGGAAAGGAUAGAACUUUACAAUCGUCUUGGUUGGAGAAUGAGUGAAUACAUGAAGCACACAUGCCAGAGCGAUUACGUCAUAGUGCACGCCAUGGCAGACGAACACCAUGCCAGGCUGAUUCGGGCGAAGCUGGAGAGCAGCGUGAGCGACGUGGUCGUCCUGGGCCCGUGGAGCAUCAGCUUGGGAGAUCAGAUCCUCGAAGCGUGGGAGCGGAUGCUUCGCAACACCACGACCGUCCUAGUGUUGGUGUCAAGGGCGCUGUGCUCGGAGAGGAUCCUCACCAUGACGUCCAUGGCAGUAGUACUGGAGCUCGUGACGGUCGUGCCGAUUUUCCUCGAAGACAUCCCCAGGGGCGGGCUGCCCGAUGGAAUCAACAUGUUGCGGUACCGGCAGGGAGUGGACCUGUACCGGCUUGGGCACAACGCCACCGUGGCUGAACUCGCUCGCCAUACUUCAGUGACAUCGCGGUACGCCAGAGAGUGCGCUGCGCUCAAGGAACUGCAGAAAAUUCGACGUAAGUCUGUAAACAGCAGAUUAUGCUUGUCUGUGAUUCGAAAAAAGGACAAGCAUAUGGAAGGGACAGCAUAUAAAAUGGAUCUGGGGGGGAAUUAACUGGUUUCUAGUCAGUUCAACGAAUAAACAUGGAAUUUGCAGAGGAAAAGAGAGUACUUACAUGUUUAUACUUUGACUGUGUGAGCGUGUCUGCACACGCACACGCACACGCACACGCACACGCACACGCACACGCACACGCACACGCACACACACACACACACACACACACACACACACAC